Oncorhynchus mykiss (rainbow trout) is the source of this 689-nucleotide messenger RNA. The record is from RefSeq and is a predicted model, not a curated record. NCBI's taxonomy places the organism in Eukaryota, Metazoa, Chordata, Actinopteri, Salmoniformes, Salmonidae.
UCUGCAUACCACUUGAGACUCCUGCUCCUAAUAUAGACCCAACUGGUUUGUGGGAUAGGCAUGGGGAGAGGAGCCUGCGUGUAGCAGGACCUAGCGUUUUGUUGUUGGGUGCGUAGUGCCCAACUCUUUUAUGGAGAGAAUACUUAUAUGGCAGAUCUCGUUUCAAGAGAUGCGUGAACAGUGGUUGUUUCGGUCGAGGGCGUGGUCAAGUGCCUCCCUGACGAGACCCCCGGAGACCGUCAUCGAUCGCAUCAUUAAGGCUGAGGUCCAUCGGCUGGUCCUGGUAGACAAAGAGGACGUGUGCAGGGGGAUCAUCUCUCUCUCCGACCUGCUCCAGGCCGUGGUGUUAACCCCGGCAGGUAAUGACACCCUUUUAGCCUCAAAACACCUGUGGGAGUCAGGCCCUCUUGCCCUACCUCCAUCUUCCACCGCCUCUAGCCCCACCUCCCCGGCCCAGAGAUUUCAAGCAAAUCAAACUGAGAACAAUGUGAAGUGGAUGAAAAGGGAGACCGUUUUCAAAAUGUCAUCGUACUGCUGUGGAGAGAAACAUAAUCCGUAACAAUCAACUGUAUCAGUUGAGUUCAAUAAAACACAAUUGUCCUUAGUUGCAUUUGAUCAAAUUGAUGAUGUAAGUUUGUGUUACUUUGUGUUGCGCUGAAUUUGUGCUUUAUUAAACAUGUUCUAAUCAA